Molecule: messenger RNA, 813 nt
Organism: Aspergillus bombycis
Lineage: Eukaryota; Fungi; Ascomycota; Eurotiomycetes; Eurotiales; Aspergillaceae
Exons: 1
Source: RefSeq, a predicted model, not a curated record
CGUGGCUUCAGCCAGGUUACAUCAUCUCCAUCGUCUCCAUCGGUGCAACGCUCGGCCCGUCAGGCCGGGGGCCAGCAGAAUGAACGCGGCCGAUACCAACACAACGCUCAAUUCUGUACCCAGCAAUGCUUGCUUGGCUUGCAGCGAGGAGGCACGCUAGAUGACCACUGCCCGAAUGCCAAGCUCCAUCGACAGGGUGGGACCAGCAACCAACACCUGAUCGACGCCAAGGGUCUGGUUCGGCAGCUUAAGCAGCAACUAGAUGAAAACCUCGACCGCGAUUGCACCCCGAUGGGAGGCUGUGGGGCAUCGGGAGCGCCUUUCAAAAUCACAUGCACCGCGUAUGGGUAUACGGUCGUCGGUAAAGGAACUACGUCUUACCGGUGGAACGAGGUCAAGCGAGAGGCGGAUAUUUAUCGUAUACUUCGGCAAGUCCAAGGCCGAGCAGUCCCAGUCUUUCUCGGCACAAUCGACCUGGCCAUGAUCUACUUCCUCGAAGGGGCUGGCCGGAUCUGCCAUAUGCUACUUAUGGCUUGGGGUGGUGAACCCAUCAACAAGUUGGAGGAUGUUGGGUCGAUCAGGCAUGAAAUUUCGCGAUCGCAGACAGAGAUUCGCUCACUCGGGGUAUUACACCAGGACCUUCGGCCGGAUAAUAUGUUGUGGAACCCCGAGCUAGGCCGGGUUUUGAUCAUUGACUUUCAUCGUUCGGAACUAGAUGCCCGACCGACGAACAAACGAAUGAAAUUACACAAACAGCUCUCCUGUCGGGCAAAGGAAUGCAGGCGAAAGCGACCUCGUCUGGGCUAUAAAUAA